UGUGUGUGUGUUUGUGCGCGCUUGAAGAAAACUUGCACUAUUUUGGUAAACAACCACAGACUUGGUUGCUGUUUUUUUUUAAUGUGACAAGCAAGACAGAUAACUCAUGCUAAGUUAAUAAAGGAACACAAUUUCAGUGGAAUGAUAUGGACAGCAGUACAAAAUAAAAUGGGUAUCUGUCAGCCUCGGCUCAACACUUUGUCCGGGACUUCUCUUCGUGUCACUAUAACGCGAUUCACUAGUCUCUUCGACUGCGACCUCAAGUGUGCUUACUAUAAUAGCCAAUCGAAAGUAUCAGCAGGGUUUGACUGUUUUAAUUGUGCUCAUUUAGUGUCACAUAAAGACUAUGUCAAACUAAGUGCUCUGGGAUACGUCUGUUAUACAUUUUGAAAUAUUCAACGAGUGUCGCUAAUACAGUCCAGUUUUUGCACCAUUCGACUCUUCGCUUAAUGGAUAGAAAUCACCCACUUCGAGACGACUUGACUUAGCUAUUCUGGAGAGGGUCUAAACUUUAAGCCAUCCUAAAUUUUCUAACGCUGCUUGCUGACAAGUCAACAGACUAGUUUUCCCUGUGCUGUCAUCACCACGUAACUAACGAAGUCACAACUAAGCAUGUCUUGGGGAGGAAUGUCGUGUACUGCAUUGUUCGUCUAUUGUUUCCUUGGUCUGCCUACUGCUGGAGAACUUCAAGAAAUGUCUGACCUGCUGUCAACGUAUGCAGACCUCGAGACAGGCGAGGAAAAUCUUUUUGAGUCUGCUCCAGGUAGAAAGAAACAACAGAAGGAUUUCAACGAGGACUUGGACGACUUGCCUAAACAGUAUGAAGGAAAGGUUAAGUCAGGCUUCAAAGAAUCAUUUGUGAACGAUAUUGUCAGGAAUGGCAAUAGAGAAACUGACAGAUACAUCGACAAUUCUCCAUUGGGCAAAUCCAAAUGGAUCACCUGUAUCAACUCUUCUCGUUCAACUGCUUUCUUUGCCUCGGCGGAGAAGUGCAGGAAGACUGUGGAUAUGACAGUUAACUGUUCCGGAUUAAAUUUGACCGCUGUCCCGCCUGACUUGCCUUUCAAUAUGAAGCAGCUUAUCUUAGACAACAAUGUAAUCAGCGAGCUGCCUGACAAUACAUUCGAGAACUACACUCACCUGCAGAAUUUGAGCAUUGCUUCAAACUGUCUGAGGCUUUUGCACAAUGACUCUUUCUAUGGCCUGCGUCAUUUGAGAACUCUUGUACUGACAAAUAACAUUUUGAUUUAUGAAGCUAACACAUUUCCAUUGUUUGUAUUUCGUCCUUUGAAAAAUCUCACCAAACUAAAGCUCAACCUGAACAACCCAUACUACACACGACCCAAUGACAACUAUCCGGACGCAGCAUUAUCCUACUUGAAACGCUUGACAUCUUUGUACAUUGAUGGCCUGAGAAAUACAAAGUUCGGCAGAGGGUUUUCAAACAUGACCAACCUGAAAGAUUUGACCCUGGCUGGGUUUACUACCAGCAACUGCCGUAUAUCAUCUCUUUACGCAGACAUGUUCAUCCACCUGUCCCACUUGGAGUAUUUGAGUCUCCAGGACUGCUAUCUCCAGGGCGACCAGAUCGAUGUCAAGGCAUUCGAGCCUCUGUCUAAACUCAAAAUACUGAGCCUCACUCACAACGAAGACAUCGGUAUUGAAAAUAUCCACAAGAUUUUCUACGGGCUGAGAAAUGCGACGUUUCUCCGAGAUUUGUACUUGCAGCUAAUCAAUAAUAGAUACGCUCUAGGUCAGUGCCUAAACCAUGACCUACUGACCUAUUUCCCACCAAACGUAGAGCAUCUAGACGUCCAGGAGAAUAACAUCGAGGCUGUGGAUACAUACUUUUUAGAUAAACUUCCCAAAUCUCUCAAGACAUUAGAUUUGUCUGGUAACAGAUUUGUACUCGGCACCUAUGUUUCCGGGAUGUAUAAACUGGCCAACUUGUCGGAGCUACGUUUGAACGGAGGCAAAUAUUUCUACAAUCUCCCAACUUACUAUCCCUACAAAUCCCAGAAUCCUUUUUCCGAACCAAAGCCGAACUCCUCGUGUAGUAUUUACAGCGAUGCUGGGGUGAAGGUCACCAAAACAAAAUUUGUGCUGCACUUUCCACUCAAUCUCACUAACAUUGAAAUGAAUGAGGCAGGGCUGAGUUAUAAACUGUCAUACUUACAGGUCAACUCAAGCAACAAUGUGGAAAACAUCACUCUAAGUGGAAACAAUUUUGUGUAUUUACUAGGACCGAUUUAUGGGUUUAAGAAACUGAAAUUUCUUGACCUAUCCAGAAGUCAAGUAAGGAGUAUAUUUUCUACUUUUUUCAAGAACCUCCCGACCUUGACCUACUUAAAUCUCAGUAUUAACCUACUUUCCCGAUGUCACAGAAAUUUGAAAAAAAAGUAUAUUUAUGAAGCACUUGUUAACCUUGAAGUGUUAGAUCUGGGUUUAAAUAACAUUGAUGAAUUCACUCCACAUAUUCUGGAUCACUUGAUAAGUUUAAAAAAAUUGUUUCUAGACUACAAUCCCCUAAAAUCAUUCGAUGUGAACAUUUCAAACAUGCCUCAGUUAGAGUAUCUCAGCCUCAGGCACUCGAGGCUUCAUCGACUAAGUGUGUAUACGAUGAAAGCCAUUGACGAGCACAUCACAAGGGGCGUCAAUCUUUCUAUCGAUAUGGCAUUCAAUCCGAUUCUUUGCGAGUGCUCGAACUUAGAUUUCAUUCGUUGGAUGACGGCAUCUUCCGCAUUUGACCCCAAAUUUGAGAGCUAUUUCUGUAUGUAUUCUGAUGGUUCCAUGCAGUUUAUAGACGACCAGUUCGAGAACACAUUGAUGAUUCUCAGCCACGAGUGCGCCUCACACGUGAUCAUCUUUUUCAGCGUCUCCAGUGGCACCACGUUCUUGAUUAUACUCAUCCUCAUCGCCAUACUCCAUCGUUUCCGGUGGAAGCUCAAAUAUAUGUACUACGCGGCCUAUUUACAUUACUGGAAAAGCUCCGCACGUGACCCUAACGGGAAGGCGUUCAGCUAUGACGUUUUCCUCUGCUACCAUGAAGACGACGAGAGCUUCGUUCUGGACACCCUCUGCGUCGAGCUGGAGAAGCGUGGCCUGAAAACACUGGUCCACAAACGGGACUUUGUCUCUGGGAAGCCCAUCGUGUCUAAUAUCGUGGAGGCGGUCAAUUGUAGCAGGAAAACGCUAGUGGUUCUCACUGACAACAUGGCCCGCAGCAAGUGGUGCCAGUUUGAGGUCCAGAUGGCCACCAUGGAGGCGGUGUCUUACAAGAGACCCGUGCUGAUCUUUCUUCUCAUGUCUGACGUUCCGUGCUGCAUCAUGGGCGCCGAGCUGUCCUACUGUGUCCAGAACAACACUUACUUGCAGUACCCAAGCCCAUCAAAGAGAAAUGGACACUCAGAGAUGGACAACUUUUGGAUCAAACUUGUUUCAGAUCUAAAGAAUUAAAUUACUGCUGGACUAAGUGAAAGGGUGAGGUGGCUGAGUGGUAAGGCGCUUGGCUUCCGAAACGAGCGAUCUCGGGUUUGAAUCUCGAUGAAGCAGGGAUUUCAAGCUUCUUGAUUUUUAGAACGCCCCUCAAUUAACCCAACUUUAAUGGGUACCUGACAUUAGUUUGGAAAAAUUAAGACGAUUAGUCGUUGUGCUGGCCUUAUGACACUCUCGUUAAACAGAUGACCUUUACAUCAUCCGUAAUAUA
Biomphalaria glabrata is the source of this 3706-nucleotide messenger RNA. Its product is annotated as toll-like receptor 4. Gene Ontology annotation, biological process: immune response; toll-like receptor signaling pathway. NCBI's taxonomy places the organism in Eukaryota, Metazoa, Mollusca, Gastropoda, Planorbidae. Gene Ontology annotation, cellular component: membrane. Bases 613 to 3456 code for a protein of 947 amino acids. The record is from RefSeq and is a predicted model, not a curated record. The transcript has 3 exons. Gene Ontology annotation, molecular function: protein binding; transmembrane signaling receptor activity.